UUAUCACUCCCAUCUUCUUGUAAGGCCCCAAUCCCGAGGAAUAAAUAUCAAGAAUUGUAGAUUUGUAGAUCGCCACUAAUUUUCUCCCCACUGUGUAGUACUAGUACUUACGUAGUACAGCUCAGGCUGUUGGCAUUUCGCACGUUGUUUGGGCUUCCUUCGAUCUAUCUGUUCGAUCCUUUUUAGGAUUUCUACUGCAACUUCCUUCCAUGGCAGAUUUGGAUAAUUCCAGUACCUGUGGAGAAGCAGAAGCUUGUGUGGAAAUUACAGAAGUGGAGGUCACUAGCCAAGAUUCAAAUAAGCUAGUUUUCUCGGUGGAUGAGGAAGCUCUGGUAGUCAGAAUGUAUAACUUGGUGGGAGAGAGGUGGUCACUAAUUGCUGGGAGAAUCCCAGGAAGAAGUGCGGAGGAAAUUGAGAAGUACUGGAACUCAACACACUCAACUAGUCAUCAAUGAGAAAAUAAGGUUUGAUCUAGAUUGUGGGCAAGAAUAAAAGGUUUGCAAGUUAAAAUUAAUUAAUAUUAGUAAAAUGUUGGCGAUGGCCACCGAAAGCAAAAUAAUGUUAUGCCUGGGGCUAUGUAUGUACAGUUAAGAGGAUUGCGUAUUUAUUAUGAUAAGUUUCAUGGGAUAAUGUAUUUGUUAUUUAUCAUUUUUAUUUCUCAAGUUUAGAGAAAUAUUAGAAUCGUGUAUAAAUUAGUAGAGAUGGCUAUUGAGCAUUAUGAAAUUAAGUAGCCAAACUGCCUAAGAUGGAUUAGUUA
This is a messenger RNA of Ipomoea nil (Japanese morning glory), 757 nucleotides long. RefSeq names its product MYB-like transcription factor ETC1. The record is from RefSeq and is a predicted model, not a curated record. Gene Ontology annotation, cellular component: nucleus. NCBI's taxonomy places the organism in Eukaryota, Viridiplantae, Streptophyta, Magnoliopsida, Solanales, Convolvulaceae. Gene Ontology annotation, biological process: cell differentiation. The transcript has 3 exons. The coding region runs from base 210 to 455 and encodes 81 amino acids. Gene Ontology annotation, molecular function: transcription cis-regulatory region binding.